GUUCAGACAGAGAGGUAUCAGUUCAAGCACAGUUCUUUGAGCGAUCCAGUAGACCACGACUAUCAACAUGGGCAAGAUCAUCUUGUUUGAGGAGAGGAACUUCCAGGGUCGCUCUUACGAAUGCAUGAGCGACUGCGCCGACAUGUCCUCCUACCUGAGCCGGUGCCAGUCCUGCCGAGUGGAGAGCGGCUGCUUCAUGAUCUACGAGCGUCCUAACUUCAUGGGCAACCAGCACCUUUUGAGGAGGGGCGAGUACCCCGACUACCUGAAUCUGAUUGGCCUGAGCAGCGGUAUCAAGUCUUGCCGGAUGAUCUCCAUGCACAGAGGUCAGUUCAGGAUCAAGAUCUUUGAGAGGGAGAAUCUGAGCGGUCAGAUGAACGAACUGAUCGAUGACUGCGACAACAUAACGGAGCGCUUCGGAAUGAGCGAAUGCUUGUCCUGCCAAGUGAUGGAGGGCAACUGGCUGCUGUUUGAGCACCCAAACCUCCGGGGCAAGAUGCUCUUCGUGAGGCCCGGUGAGCACCGGAGCUUCAGAGAGAUGGGCCUGAGCAACACUCGUUUCAUGAGCAUGAAACGCAUCACCGAUUUAUGCCAAUAAUACAUUGCUGCCCAAAUAAACGCUAUGAAUUUCUAAA
Molecule: messenger RNA, 635 nt
Organism: Hippocampus zosterae (dwarf seahorse)
Lineage: Eukaryota; Metazoa; Chordata; Actinopteri; Syngnathiformes; Syngnathidae
Product: gamma-crystallin M3-like
Exons: 3
Coding region: 68-598 (176 amino acids)
Biological process (GO): visual perception; lens development in camera-type eye
Molecular function (GO): structural constituent of eye lens
Source: RefSeq, a predicted model, not a curated record